Messenger RNA from Lemur catta (Ring-tailed lemur), 4869 nucleotides. It is a transcript of the gene MGAT3, whose product is annotated as beta-1,4-mannosyl-glycoprotein 4-beta-N-acetylglucosaminyltransferase. The transcript is spliced from 2 exons. Gene Ontology annotation, molecular function: beta-1,4-mannosylglycoprotein 4-beta-N-acetylglucosaminyltransferase activity. The record is from RefSeq and is a predicted model, not a curated record. Bases 63 to 1664 code for a protein of 533 amino acids. Gene Ontology annotation, biological process: N-acetylglucosamine metabolic process; protein N-linked glycosylation. Gene Ontology annotation, cellular component: membrane. Lineage: Eukaryota; Metazoa; Chordata; Mammalia; Primates; Lemuridae.
UUUGCUUGGCUAAUGGGGACCAGGUCGGGAGCCCUGAAAGGAAGCUGCUGCCAUUGGCCAGGAUGAAGAUGAGACGCUACAAGCUCUUUCUCAUGUUCUGUAUGGCCGGCCUGUGCCUCAUCUCCUUCCUGCACUUCUUUAAGACCCUGUCCUAUGUCACCUUCCCCCGAGAACUGGCCUCCCUCAGCCCUAACCUCGUGUCCAGCUUCUUCUGGAACAAUGCCCCCGUCACGCCCCAGGCCAGCCCCGAGCCGGGGGGCCCAGACCUGCUGCGGACCCCCCUCUACUCCCACUCACCCCUGCUGCAGCCGCUGUCACCAAGCAAGGCCACCGAGGAGCUCCACAGGGUGGACUUCGUGCUGCCCGAGGACACCACCGAGUAUUUCGUGCGCACGAAAGCCGGGGGCGUCUGCUUCAAACCAGGCACCAAGAUGCUGGAGAAGCCGCCGCCGGGGCGGCCGGAGGAGAGGCCCGAAGCGGCCAAUGGCUCCUCGGCCCGGCGCCCGCCCCGGUACCUGCUAAGUGCCCGCGAGCGCGCGGGGGCCCGGGGCGCGCGGCGCAAGUGGGUGGAGUGCGUGUGCCUGCCGGGCUGGCACGGGCCCAGCUGCGGCGUGCCCACCGUGGUGCAGUACUCCAACCUGCCCACCAAAGAGCGGCUGGUGCCCCGCGAGGUGCCGCGCCGGGUCAUCAACGCCAUCAACAUCAACCACGAGUUCGACCUGCUGGACGUGCGCUUCCACGAGCUGGGCGACGUGGUGGACGCCUUCGUGGUGUGCGAGUCCAACUUCACGGCCUACGGGGAGCCGCGGCCGCUCAAGUUCCGAGAGAUGCUGACCAACGGCACCUUCGAGUACAUCCGCCACAAGGUGCUCUACGUCUUCCUGGACCACUUCCCGCCCGGCGGCCGGCAGGACGGCUGGAUCGCCGACGACUACCUGCGCACCUUCCUCACCCAGGACGGCGUCUCGCGGCUGCGCAACCUGCGGCCCGACGACGUCUUCAUCAUCGACGACGCCGACGAGAUCCCGGCGCGCGACGGCGUCCUCUUCCUCAAGCUCUACGACGGCUGGACCGAGCCCUUCGCCUUCCACAUGCGCAAGUCACUCUACGGCUUCUUCUGGAAGCAGCCGGGCACGCUGGAGGUGGUGUCGGGCUGCACGGUGGACAUGCUGCGCGCCGUGUACGGGCUGGACGGCAUCCGCCUGCGCCGCCGCCAGUACUACACCAUGCCCGCCUUCCGCCAGUACGAGAACCGCACGGGCCAUAUCCUGGUGCAGUGGUCGCUUGGCAGCCCCCUGCACUUCGCGGGCUGGCACUGCUCCUGGUGCUUCACGCCCGAGGGCAUCUACUUCAAGCUCGUGUCCGCCCAGAACGGCGACUUCCCCCGCUGGGGCGACUACGAGGACAAGCGGGACCUCAAUUACAUCCGGAGCUUGAUCCGCACGGGCGGCUGGUUUGACGGCACGCGGCAGGAGUACCCGCCCGCCGACCCCAGCGAGCACAUGUACGCCCCCAAGUACCUGCUCAAGAACUACGACCAGUUCCGCUACCUGCUGGACAACCCCUACCUGCAGCCCAGGAGCACGGCGCAGGGCGCGCGGCGCCACGGGCUUCCGGAGGGAAGGCCACCCGCCCGCGGCAAAUCGGACGAGGUUGAAGGCUAAGGCUGCGUGAUUUACAGGCCCCGUGGCAGGGUGCGGGGUGGUGGCCACCCCUAGAAUUAUCUCCCUGUCUCCUUCUGCCGGCUGGGCUUGGUGGUUCUUGAGAGGACCAGGAGUGGGUGGGUGGGUGGAUGGGGCGUCCCCUGCUCAAGCCCUUGUGAAUGGAGGGUCAGGCCUUUGAGCGCAAAACGCGGAGUGGGACAGGCUGAGACACCUGCUCAGCCCUCUUGCCCGCCAAGAGUGCCGUGGCCGGAAGGUGCUGCUGGGGAGUGCACCGUGGUCGCGGGGCAGAAGGGUGGGGGAAGGGAUCCUGCAGGAACUCUCCAGAGCGCCCAUGGGGGCGUGGCCUGCCCGGGGAGGAGCCCACCAUUGGUAUCCUGGGGCUUUGGACCUGCAGGGGGGGAAGGGCAUGCCAGGAGGGCUAGGGGCUCUGUAAAUAGAUGCAUUUGGGUCCAGGAGCAAGAGGGGACACCUAGGAAGGAAGGAUGACAAAUGACAUCCAACUGAGAGGAAGUGCUGGUGGAUGCUGUGCAGUGUUAUCAGAGGUGCUGGGCUGGAGGGAGAGGAGAGCCUUGGGGCACACCCUGCCCCAAAGGACACGACACAGCUGCACUGGGAGGCUGAUGCCUGAGUCUGUCUCUGUGCUCCUGGCCCUUAGGAACUGACAUAGCACAGGGCCUGGGGAACCCUGGAGAGUCUUCCUUUGGGUUCCAAAACUGGCCUUGACAUUCCUUCUUUUUAUAUUGCUGUCUUGUGAGAGCCCAUUCAGUCCUUACAGGGCCAGGAGUGCAGGUGUAGGUGGCACCUGGGGGGGGGGAGAAAGGGGGAAACUGACAGAAGGCCCCUGCAUCGAUCCACCCCUUCCUCCCCAUCACCCCUUCCUGCUGGCACCCACAGCCCCAGCUCUCCACCCUCCCAAGUGGGAUCACUCUUGUGCCCCUCCUUGAGAAUGGCUAGAGGCCUGAAAGGGCCCUCAAGGCUGUCCAGGGCCCAAGAAGGGACAUUAAGGCCAGUUGUAUGUCAUACCAUUCCUCAUAGUUUGCCUUGGGUGGGGGUGUAUUUGUUGGAGUAGGGUCUAAGCUGCUGUAAUUAAGAGACCCUGAAAUACAGUGGUUUAUGCAAGACAGAAGCUUAUUUCUAAUUAAAUUGUCUAGAGGAAGAUGGUGCAGAGCUAGUAGGGCAGCUCUGCUUUCCUUCAUACACACCUUGAAUUCUGGACAGAGUGGCCACUCCACCUCCCACCAUCCUGUGUGCAUCCAACCCCGCGGGAAGCAGAGAUAGGCAAGGAAGGCGCACCCCUUUCCUAUUAAGGGCAUGAACCAGAAAUGGCACUGUCACUCUGAUAGCAUCUCAUUGGCCAGGCCUCAGUCACAUGGCCACAAGCAGCUGCAAGGGAGACUGGGAAGUGUAGUCCAGCUGGGCUGCCAUGUGCCAGCCUCAACCUGGGAGUCCUCUUAUUAACAGGGGAGAAGAGAAUGGAUCCAGGAGACAAGUAGCAUCCCUGGGGGAGGGGGAGGGGAGGUGGAGGAAUGACUGUUUCAGCCGUUGGAUCCUGCUCUCGUCGGAGCUGGAACACCUGCUCCUGUUCCUCUCGCUGUGCCAGCCCAGGGCCGGGGUGCAGUGGGAGCUGCAGCUGUGUGGGAAGGGAACUCCCUCUCCCCCGCCCGCUCACGCGUUACCCGGUGACGCAAUGUGCGGGGUCUGCCUGUGGAAUGGUACAUGUCUGUGGGUGUGUGUGUAUAUUUAUGGGCAUGGGUGCAUGCUUGGUGUGUAUUUGUACAUGUCUGUAUCGCUGUGUCCCUGUAACUAUAAGUUUGUGUGGGGACGUGGGAGCCCAGGCCCAGGUGUCCUCUUCCCCAGGACCUGGGGCCUGUGGCCACACCUCCUGCAGCUCCCCAAAAUGACUGAGGCAUUAAGCCCUUGGGGAGCCCAGAAAGCAAGGCUAAAGGAGAUGCAGGGUCUGUCUGUCUGUCUUUCAGUCUGAGGAAUGGGAACCCUCCCGACCUGAGGGCCAUGCAGCUGAGAGCCCACUACCUCCCCAGCCCCUCUCGGUCCCCACCCCACACCUCCAGUGAGGCUUUUUCUGGAUGUCUUAUUGGGAAUUCCUGAUGGUUUGGACAGGAGGCUGUCCUAUGCCACCGCUCCACCUGGGGGGAGUGCCUGGCGCAGGUGUGGUGUGGGGAGCCGGCCUCGGAGCAGCCUCUGGUGGGCAGGCAUGCAGCAGGCUGAGGGGCUGUGUGGCUCUACUCUUACUCCUGUCUAAGGGAUCCCCCGAGUGAACCCCUCCUUUGAAGUCACAGCAGCCUUCCUCUCUGGUUCCACUUGGAGCUGAGAGGUGGCUCGAGAAGUCAGGGCAUCCCUGUGGCUCUGGGUCAGUCCAGGCCAGGCCACUCUCCCGAGCAGCCUCUCUGUGCUCUGUGGACAGGCAGUCUCUGGGGGCCUCUGAAUCAUGCCUGAGCCCCAGCCCAGGGCCUCCCUCCUUGAUGGCUUCCUCACCCCACCUCCUGGUGCCUCCCCAGGCUUUCAGGGGUCCUUGGCCUCCGGUGCUCAGGGGCAGGUGGAGGAAAGGGGGAGAAGCUCAGACCUGCCAGGCCCCGUCUUCCCAAUCCAGUGGGGCAGGGGCCUGUUCACAGCAGCGCGGGUGCAGACCUGGCAGUGGGUGGAGAGGACAGCUGUCAGGGGCUGGGGGGCCAGGACGUGGGGUUGAAGAGCUUCACAUACCAUCACUGCAUACACUGGGAAUUUGGGGGGGCCCAGGGCCACUCCCCCAACGUGAAGGGAAACCAAACUAAAUGUGAACGCUGGCACACUGCUGUCCUGUUGGUGUAGCCAGAUCCCUCUCCCCGGAAACCACUAGCCCCAUGACCCCUAGACCCAAGUAGGCUCGUCUGUGCCAAGCAUCCAGGGAGCUCGGCUGGCCCUGUCCACUCAUGGGUCAUGUCGGUUCCCAGGGGCAGCACGAGAGAGCUGUGGGGCCCGAGGGGAGAGGGGUGGGGAGACCAAUGGGACUUGCCCGAGCAGAAGGCAGGGCACUGGGAAAUGUAUAAUUUAAGGACACCAAUAAUAAUAGUAUUAUUUUUUUUGUAAGGGAAAAUCAAUAUGUACAUUCUGAAAUCAUUUUCUCUGUAAAUGGUUGGAUUUCAUUUCACCCUUAAAGGGAUGCUUAAAAGGAGAAGAUAAUAUUAAUAAUAAAAACAGCUACAAAGUC